CGCCCACCUCUCCCGCCCACCCCUCCAGUGGCGGCAACUGGCAGAGGCUGAAGCCGACACGAGCCGAGCGGGCGUCGCGGGGAUUUGAGUCACUUGACGGCCGAUUCAGCUAACAAACUCUGUCGUGAUGUCCGACGACGAGCAGGAGCAGACCAUUGCUGAGGACCUGGUGGUCACCAAGUACAAGAUGGGGGGCGACAUUGCCAACCAGGCUCUCCGUCUGGUUGUGGACGCGGCCAAGCCCGGCGUGUCGGUGCUGAGCCUCUGCGACAAAGGGGACGCCUACAUCAUGGUAGAGACCGGAAAGGUCUUCAAGAAGGAGAAGGACAUGAAGAAAGGCAUUGCCUUUCCCACCAGCGUGUCGGUCAAUAACUGCGUUUGCCACUUCUCCCCGCUGAAGAGUGACCCCGACUACACGCUGAAAGAUGGAGAUCUGGUCAAAAUUGACCUCGGCGUUCACGUGGACGGCUUCAUUGCCAACGUAGCGCACAGCUUUGUGGUGGGAGCAACGAAGGAGAACCCGGUCACGGGCCGCAAAGCUGAUGUUGUCAAAGCAGCCCAUCUGUGUGCGGAAGCUGCUCUUCGCCUGGUCAAACCUGGUAACCAGAACACUCAGGUGACAGAGGCCUGGAAUAAGAUCUCUCAGUCGUUCAAAUGCUCACCUAUUGAGGGUAUGCUGUCUCAUCAGUUAAAGCAGCAUGUUAUUGAUGGAGAGAAGACCAUCAUUCAGAACCCGACAGACCAGCAAAGAAAGGACCAUGAGAAGGCGGAGUUUGAGGUGCAUGAAGUUUAUGCAGUGGACGUCUUGGUCAGCACGGGGGAGGGAAAGGCGAGAGAUGGCGGUCUGAGGACCACCAUUUACAAGAGGGACCCCAGCAAGCAAUACGGCCUGAAAAUGAAGACUUCCCGUACUUUCUUCAGCGAAGUGGAACGCCGCUUUGAUGCCAUGCCCUUCACUCUCCGAGCAUUUGAGGACGAGGCCAAAGCGCGGCUGGGAGUGGUGGAAUGUGCCAAGCACGACUUGCUGCAGCCCUUCAGUGUCCUCCAUGAGAAAGAAGGAGAAUUUGUAGCUCAGUUUAAGUUCACAGUCCUGCUGAUGGCCAACGGCCCUCACAGGAUCACCAGCGGCCCCUUUGAGCCUGAGUUCUACAAGUCGGCGCAUGAGGUCCAGGACCCAGAGCUAAGGACUUUACUACAGAGCUCUACAAGCCGGAAAGCACAAAAGAAGAAGAAAAAGAAGGCCUCAAAGACGGCGGAAAACGCAGCAGGACAGCCCAGUGAGGAAACGGAAGCGGCGGAAUAAAUACCUUACCGCCUUCGUGCCCAUGCAAGAAGACCCCAAAGAGAAGCAUGACCCCCCCACCACCACGCCACUGCCCUCCAGUCAUUCUAAUGUUUCACAAUUUAUCCAACUCAUAAAAACAAGCACGAGGGGGACUAAAGUGAAUAUUUAAUGAGACAUGUUUAAUUGCUGAACCCUUUUUACUGCAUCAACUGCAAAUUAACCUCAUCCCUCCACCCACACCCACACACCAUACUAUUAUUUACAGCAGAAGCAUUCCCUCUCUAUGACGACGUCAGACGAGGUUGAAACAGUCAUGGCUUAGAACGUGACGUAACUCAUCUUUGUUGAAUGAUGUACACUAUAACUCCUAGCUACUGAUGAACGUGCUCUAAAGGGUUAUAUUGGAAAAGUACGUAUAGUUCCACAAGUGUAGAAUGUGACUAGUUUCCAAUGUUUGUAGUGUCAGACAACCUGACCAUGCCGCUUGGACCAUGUUUGGUUGGCUUUUCUUUUUUUUUUUUUUUUGGAAGAAUAACUGAAGUGUUUGGAAAAAGUUGUUAAGGGAACAAAUGCUAAAUUUACUGCCAUGACCUCCAUGACGAGAGAAGCUACCAAGGUUCCAUGCUUCUCGAGCGAUCAUUUCCGAUUGGAGUUGUGGGUUGACGUGUGCAGUGUGGCUCAUUCAAUGGGCAAAAACUACUUUUCAAAUAACGACAAUAAACCUUUUCAUACUCCUUUGUUUUCAAUAAAGGCACAUUUAUGCCUGACCUUUA
Dunckerocampus dactyliophorus (ringed pipefish) is the source of this 2058-nucleotide messenger RNA. RefSeq names its product proliferation-associated protein 2G4-like. NCBI's taxonomy places the organism in Eukaryota, Metazoa, Chordata, Actinopteri, Syngnathiformes, Syngnathidae. The transcript has 13 exons. The record is from RefSeq and is a predicted model, not a curated record. The coding region runs from base 128 to 1303 and encodes 391 amino acids.